GUGAAAAGGUCCAUGCUCUUUACCUUUUUUGGGGGGGUUAAACACUCGGCUUUUGUGAAGUCUUCCUGAUUGCAUACCUGGGUUCUGUCUACCAUCUGUUACACGUCAACUGUUAAUAGUAAUACCGAUAAUUUUAGGGCUGUUUCCGUUGGGUUCAUUAGAAAUGCAUACAAAACGGUAGGCCCCAUAUAAAGGACCGCCGCCACUAUCAUGUAUUAAGUACAUGUACAAUCACCCUGUGGUUGCGUUGGGGCCACACGCAGACUUCUAACUCAAGUUGGAUUUCUCGGACAGGACUGACUCAUUGACUGGUAUCAUCAUGUCUCCUUCCUCGUGCUUGAUUGCCUUCCUGCUGGUUGAAUUGUUAGUAACACAUCCCGCCUGGGCAAUUAAGAAAUUGGGGCAACCGAUCUUUGGCCGCGCAGGUGGGGACGACCAAACAGUGCAACAAACGAUUGAGGAUUUGGACGACGAGUGGGUUGCUCGCGUUGAACAAAACAGUGUGGACAGCGUCAUGGAGUUGUAUGACGAUCAGUGUGUUUACAUGCCACCAGGCGGACCCUCUGCUACUGGACAUACCGCCGUGGAACAACUCAUGAGCUGGAUCAAUGGCGUAGGGACAGUUACCAAGACGAUUGAAGAAGUGACGCGUAUGGAUGGCAGCGCCUCUUACGUCUACCAUCGCGGGAACUUCCAGGCAACGAACAAGAAUGGCGACACCGUCAUUGAUGGAAAGGAGCUGAUAAUUUGGAAGAAGGAUGGCGACAGUUACAAGAUCCACGUGCACAUGUAUAACAAAAAUAACUAAAACGCGAGGGCGUCGUACCGGAUGUGGAGCCCUCAACUGUGCAAUGGCCUCUGUGGAAUUAUUUUCAGAAAAUAAAAUUCGAUUUGCCUGUCAUGUCUCUUGAUUAAAAUUUGAAUUAACUUUUAGACUAACCCUUUUGCUUGUUUUUCCAAAGACGCCUGACAGAGUAACAUACGGCAGAUAUAUUUUUCUUCUUAAUAGGAAACGUUCUUUAAAAAAAAAAGAAACGACUGAUGCCCCUUGAAUUGUACGUGCACUUAGCACGACAGAGAAAAAGAAAGCAAAUUUGGCGUUACUGCAUUCUCGGAGAAAUCUGCCAAAAAUUGAAAACGUGUCGUUGCACAAUAAGAUUCAUUAGAUUUCAUUUAUUCAUUUCAUUUAUUUAUCUAAAUAAAUCUAAUUUAUUUAUCUAAAUAAAUCAUUAUCUAAAUAAUGGGAAUUUGAAAUUAGUCAACAUCUAUCGAAUUAGCCCUCGCUGUGGAUUAACUCAUUGCUCAUUUGUUCAUAGUGUAAGGAAAUUAACCACGCGUUGUUCUCAAUGCCCAAUAGGUUUGUUGUUGCGGUGGUAAACGGUAAGAACAAAACCCAAAACAUUAUUGCUGCCAUUAUUUGUUCAUCUGCUUGGUUUUUGUGGGUUUGGGUUUUUUAGGGGGUUGUGGUUUUGUGUCUUUGUUUCGUUUUGGUAUUUUUAAUGGGUUCCUCUUCAGCGUCCGCAUUCCUGUCUAUACUUUUUUUACCCCGAAGAUGGUUUGCGUGGAAGCUGUUUCCUUUCUUUUCUGGAAAAGUCAUUUUUCACGGUAUAAAUCAAGGGAUUUGGGGUGUUAUCCUUGGCUUUUCAUCACUGUGACAGUCUGUCAUUGCUACUUUGUAGUCUCUUUAGCAUGCUCUCCAAACACGUGAGAAUUUUGUGACCUUUCCCUGUUUGUGUUAAAAGAAAGGUGUUGUUUAAAGAAGAAAGAAGAAAAAAGAAAAAUGAUGAUCCAACCGAAUGUAUAUUCGAACUUUGUCAGAAUCGUAUUUUACUCUAAAAAUCGAUCUUAUAAAUUACUGUUAUGAGAAAUACGAUGCAUCGUGAUUCAUGUGGCUCUGUGACCAUUGAAUUAGCACGCUUCGUUCCCUCAACAAAAAAGUAAACAUUUAUCCAUUGAAUAGUCGCAGAAUUGUAUCUUUCUUUCUUUGUUUCUCCAGUACACAAGUGCAUCGACAGUCGAUUAGUAUAAAUUUCAGAAGUGGGGUAUGUCUGGAUGUUUCUGUUUCGAUUUUAAGUUUGCAACAGGUAAUUGGCUCGUUACUGUCAAACAAAGGCUUUUCCAGAAUAAACUUUCUGACAAUUUCAAA
This is a messenger RNA of Acanthaster planci (crown-of-thorns starfish), 2146 nucleotides long. RefSeq lists its product as uncharacterized. The record is from RefSeq and is a predicted model, not a curated record. Lineage: Eukaryota; Metazoa; Echinodermata; Asteroidea; Valvatida; Acanthasteridae.